Molecule: messenger RNA, 4251 nt
Organism: Dreissena polymorpha
Lineage: Eukaryota; Metazoa; Mollusca; Bivalvia; Myida; Dreissenidae
Exons: 2
Coding region: 482-2884 (800 amino acids)
Cellular component (GO): membrane
Source: RefSeq, a predicted model, not a curated record
GGUAAACAAACGGCAUACUUUUUUGUUAUGGAAGAAGAUAUAUGUAUGUAUGGAAUCUUCAAGUCUGCACGUUUAAAUUUGGCGAAUAAUUGACAUGCUCUAAUAACGCUCUUAUUAAAAACAAAAUCAAAGGCUGCUUUAACAUCAAUGAAUGGCUAGUCAAUAAGUGUGUUACAGUUGUAAAGUGUCACUUAUAUUUGUUUAAACUCAAAGGUCUCGCUGUGAAUGCAAGAGAACUGAAGCAAGGAAAGAUGACAGCUUAUAUUACCGACCAAUCUCGACAAUACAUUGUUAUUGCUACGCGGGACACUUAUAGUAGUUUUUAUCCUCCCUACUGUGCGGCGUAGUAUUUUUUCGAUACUGAUUUAACAGGAAUGUAGUGUUAUAACAGAGGCAAAUAUGAAAUGGAUGUAGCAAUAUUUUUUGUGAAGGUUUCGUUACAAGAUAAAGAUGUGAGACAUAACAGAAGUGCUUAUAAGCCAUGACUCGAAACUCGGCGAUUUCCGUUGUACAGCUGGCCGUUUCCGGUACCCUUUACCUCGGCGUCUUCAUCACGUGCGCGUUGUUUAUCCACUUCCUGCUCACAGAAAACGCCGCCCGCCUGCAAUCAUGGUUUAUGCCGUGCCUCGGGAUACUUCUGCUGCCGUCGGUCAUCGUUCAACUCGUGUCGGCGGUGCUUCUCCUAGGCCACCGCGGGGACCAGAUGUCGGCGACGUCAUCGGUCGUCAUCGCCGUCUUCCACAUCCUGCAGGUCGGCUUCCUGUGGCGCCACGUGGACCUGUUCCGAGAAUGUGACCCGAACAUGAAAAUGCGCGCGAGCAGGCAGCUCAAUCGUUUGCAACUAUUGUUCACGGUCAUCGCCAUUAUCCCUGUUCUUCUGAUUCAGACCUUCAUUAUAUUUCACUACGAACAGUUGCACUGGAAAACCAUCGCUCCGGUUGCCGUGUCGUUAGUAAGCGGCUUCUUCUACCUCGCUUCAUACAGACGGACGUACGCAGAGAAGUCAAGUUAUCUUGUUCAAACGUGUUCAGUUUCGCAGACGAUGUUACGACUAACGUGGCGGUGCGGAGAAUUGGCCUCAAGAAGCAUUUCGUUAAUUGUGUUCGCUUCGAUAUAUUAUUUUUGGAUCUUCCUUGUGGUUGGAUUACAUGGACUGGCCAUGAUGGUGUGCCUAUGUACGCCAAUUUUCGGCUUCCAAGAUUCAAAGGGCAAAACUAGAACCAGCCGAACGCUUAUCAGUUUGAUGUACACUUUUAUUUACACAUUUGUAUUUGUUAAUUAUCACAAACAAAAUUCUGUGUUCCGAUAUUCGUUUUACUACUUGAUUAUGUGCCUUGAAAACGGCGUUCUUUUGACUGUGUGGUAUUUGCAAUCAACUCAAGCUCUGCAGAUAUUUAAUAAACACGCGGUACUAGCAGUUUCAUGUGGCGCCUAUUUAAUCGGAGUUACCGCCCUUGUAGUGCUUAAGACUUGGUUCGAAACAAGGGAGGCUAUCGAUUCUGAAACUGAGAUUAUUUGCCAACAAAGUGAGUGCAUAAACUGCAAAUUGAGCAUAUGUUCAAAGCAUAACAUCAAACACCAGAGACCGUUCAGUGCGGGCUGGAUGUCCCAGUACAAUACCGCCACUACGAAUGGAAACUAUUACAAGAAUAUUCUUCAGGAUUCUUAUUUCGAUUCGGACGUGGUCUCGACAGCGGAAUUGUUGAAUUCUUCCGGUGAACAUUGCCAUAUUCGGGAUACUGAUGUAGAGAGUGUAAAGAAAGAUGAGAAAGAAAACAAGGUCGCCGUGCAGGCGUCCGGAACAUACACUCACAAACGUUUCUUCGACUCUAAUUCUAGUAUAGCGCGCUUCAACGACGCCGAUUCCAUUACAAGCGGAAGUGGAGUAUACGACGAGGAUUGGCGCCAAAAACCGGACGGCAUUAUGACCCAGUUGUCGGCGAUAGACGCACUGAGUCUUGUCAGCAGCAGAACACAUUUGUUAACAGACAGUUGGGAUAGUCUGAUGCAACAGAGCGGUGAAACACAAUGUGACACAAAAUCUCCAAAAAAGAUUGACAUAAUGAAUUCCUUAAUUCGGAAGGAUCUGGACACUAGCUUUUUCUCCGAAGGCUAUUCUACAGAUCAUACGCUUGAAAGUUACCAACUUCCGGUUACGGUCCUCGCUAAAACCCGUCCUAACCGUCCACGGAAGGUGGGGACCGCUUAUUCGGCUGCCUCCGAUUCGACGGACUGUACAAUAUGCGCGUUCAUGCGGCAAAACGAAUCUAGUCCCGAACCCCCGGCCAACAUUCCAGAUCCGGAUUUCGACCCGAUUGUUUCUGUGGAGACACGCGCAGAACGCAGACGACGUCGACGACGAGAAUACAACGCCAGUCGAUCAUCAAGUGCAGCUGUGUUACAAAAACAGAGACGCUAUUCAGAUAAGAGCGAUUCUGAACAUUCAUAUAAGCAGAAAUACGAGAAGGCUUCCGAAAGACAAUCCAGGCGGCAGGCAAUAAUUAUAAGUUCUACCUCAAAACAUGCCAGACAAUUCACCGAAUCAUCUUCAGAAGACCAUCACAGAAAAUUUCUCAAAUCGGAUUUGUCAAGCCAUAAAAAACAGACUCCAUCAUCAUCUUAUGAAUACCAAGUGCCUCUUAAACUACUCAGAAAAUGUGCUAAAUCGGAAACUACCGACUUGUCUAUGUUAAACCAGUAUGAUGCAAAUUGCCGAAUGGAAGUGUCGAGCGACUCGGCAGAUUCUGCAUAUCCUCGGUAUACUCCGGUGAACGAACGGACGGAGCCGAUUCAUCAUCGGCAUACACCGCUCGAUGCGUACCUGGCUGCAACCGACGACGACAAAGACGGGACUAGUGAGUCGUCAUGUGAAAUGAUAAUUUGAAUAUCGGUUUUACUUAAAUAAUUGUAUUGAUUGAGAGAAUGUUUUAAGGCAACACGUUGGAACAUUAUAUUUCAAACGACAUAGAUUUGUUUAUGUUUUCUUAUUAACGCUAAUGUUUUAAUAACUCAUUGAAGCCACAGGUGGUUAGCGUGUGGCUAUGAUAUUAAUUAGUGAAAACAACAUUUUGAAUGAUAAAUAAUCAUAUUAUAACGAAAAAUUAACUUUUCUGAAAAGAAUUUCACUAUCAAAUAUAUAUAUAACAAGGUAUGCAACUCAAAAUCAGCCCAAAACGGGGUGCAUCGCUUUGAACAGCCAUAUCUUCAUCAAUUGUGCAGCGAUUUUCACGAUCUCGGUCUUAUUCAACGCAGAAAUGAAUUUCCUUUCUGGAAAUGUAUAUGUCUUGCAAUAUUUUUCAAAAUGCUGGUUCAACUUUUAAGAAAUAACACGAUAAACAAAUCGCAUGACCCAGUUGACAGUGAUCAUGCAGUCUUUAAGACUGAAAUCUUCACGGAGUAAAGGGCAACUUCCCUAUAAAGUUCAUGUAGUUCGAUACCAGAAUUCAAUAAAACGUAUGAAAAAAACAUUAUAACCGUUCGUGUCGUUACAUUAUGCAUCAAGACUAACUGUCCAGCGUAGUUUGAAACCUUUGUUUACAUACAUUUCAACUAACUGACAUUUUAAACAUACGAGUGAUUUCAUUGGUCCAAUGCGGAGGUGUGUCUUUACAACUGGAGAUAACAUUCAUAAAGACUGCAUGUUCACUGUCAACUGGGUCAUGAGUUUUGUUUAUCGUGUUAUUUCUUAAAAGUUGACCCAGCAUUUGUAAAAAUAUUGCAAGACAUAAACAUUUCCAGAAAGGAAAUUCAUUUCUGCGUUGAAUAAGACCGAGAUCGUGAAAUUCGCUGCACAAUGAUAUGGCUGUUCAAAGCGAUGCACCCCGUUUUGGGGUGAUUUUGAGUUGCAUACCUUGUUAUAUAUAUAUUUGAUAGUGAAAUUUGUUUUUCAGAAAAGUUUAUUUUUCGUUAUAAUAUGAUUAUUUAUCAUUCAAAAUGAUGUUUUCGCUAAUUAAUAUCAUAGCCACACGCUAACCACCUGUGAUUGAAGCGUAUGUUAUCGCAAGAUAUUGUUCGAUCCGCUGUUAUACAAAGUCUGUAUUUUGAUUUAGAAUUGGUGCAGGGAAAUUGUUACGCGAUCUAAAUACCGAAUGCAUAGUAGAUAGUUACAAUACUUAUUUGUGUUGAUGCCUUACGAUUUUUCAAACUUAUAUUGCUUGUUAUGAAAUUGACGAAUCGAAGAAUCCAUUUAUUUAGUUGUUGAUAUGUUGUUUUUUCUAAUUGUAUUGUUACGGGUAAAAUAAAAAGUAUGCA